Molecule: messenger RNA, 3894 nt
Organism: Cebus imitator (Panamanian white-faced capuchin)
Lineage: Eukaryota; Metazoa; Chordata; Mammalia; Primates; Cebidae
Product: WD repeat-containing protein 7
Exons: 9
Coding region: 45-1307 (420 amino acids)
Cellular component (GO): cytoplasm
Molecular function (GO): protein binding
Source: RefSeq, a predicted model, not a curated record
CCUUGUGAUUCACAUUUGUUUUAGCUGGAGUCACAUCAGAAGCCAUGCAGACUAUCACCACUGCUCCUGAUGCCUCAGGGCCUGAAGCCAAAGUCCAGGAGGAAGAACAUGACCUUGUUGAUGAUGACAUCACCACUGGUUGCUUAUCAAGUGUCCCACAAAUGAAAAAAAUUUCUACAUCUUAUGAGGAAAGACGAAAGCAAGCUACUGCUAUUGUUUUACUUGGAGUAAUAGGAGCUGAAUUUGGUGCUGAAAUUGAACCUCCUAAGCUAUUGACCAGACCUCGAAGCUCUAGCCAAAUUCCUGAGGGAUUUGGGUUGACUAGUGGUGGAUCCAACUACUCGCUGGCCAGACAUACUUGCAAGGCACUGACGUUUCUUCUGCUCCAGCCUCCAAGCCCCAAACUUCCUCCACACAGCACUAUCCGCAGAACAGCCAUUGAUCUGAUUGGACGAGGGUUCACAGUUUGGGAGCCUUACAUGGAUGUGUCCGCUGUUCUGAUGGGGCUUCUUGAACUUUGUGCCGAUGCCGAGAAACAACUUGCCAACAUCACAAUGGGGCUGCCUCUGAGCCCAGCAGCUGACUCGGCCCGCUCUGCGAGGCAUGCCCUCUCACUCAUUGCCACCGCCAGACCACCCGCCUUCAUCACCACCAUAGCCAAAGAGGUACACAGACAUACGGCUCUUGCAGCAAAUACCCAAUCACAGCAGAAUAUGCACACUACAACUCUCGCACGAGCUAAAGGGGAAAUUCUCAGAGUCAUUGAAAUUCUUAUUGAAAAGAUGCCUACGGAUGUUGUAGAUCUUCUUGUGGAGGUUAUGGACAUCAUUAUGUACUGUCUCGAAGGAUCUUUAGUUAAAAAGAAAGGUCUUCAAGAAUGUUUCCCAGCCAUCUGCAGGUUCUACAUGGUCAGCUACUAUGAGCGGAAUCACAGAAUAGCAGUUGGAGCUCGCCAUGGUUCAGUGGCCCUGUACGACAUCCGGACUGGAAAAUGUCAGACAAUCCAUGGACACAAGGGACCAAUCACUGCAGUGGCUUUUGCUCCUGAUGGACGAUAUCUCGCCACCUACUCAAACACCGACAGCCACAUUUCUUUUUGGCAGAUGAACACGUCACUGCUGGGAAGCAUUGGCAUGCUGAACUCGGCACCUCAGCUGCGCUGCAUUAAAACCUACCAGGUGCCCCCUGUGCAGCCCGCGUCCCCCGGCUCCCACAAUGCCCUCAAGCUGGCCCGGCUCAUCUGGACUUCGAAUCGCAACGUCAUCCUCAUGGCUCAUGACGGGAAGGAGCACCGCUUCAUGGUCUAACGCUGCUGCCUGCCGCUGUGACUGUGUUUUAGUUCUCUCAAUUCUCUAAGCCAAUGUUGCCCUGUCCUUCCUCCUCACACCAGAUUGUUCCCCGGGGCCUGCCCACCCCAGUGCCGUCCAGGGACGUGGCCGGGUCUUGUCACUUGUGCAUGCUUCUCGGGGGCAGACCCCGCUUGGGCCGUCUAUCUAUUCAGAGGCACACACACACACACACUCUGCAGGAUGUGGCCAUCCUGUCGCCAGGUAGUUUUUCCUUACCAGAGAUGGGAGGGGAAAGCCUGCGGUUCCUGGGAACGCUCUUGUUGCCUGGUGCAACAGAAGCACAAAAAUCAAUAAACACUGUGAUUGCACUCCCAGCCCAGAUCAGCAUUUUUAGCCAUCUCAACCCCAUCUCUGAAGUGCUGCUUGAAUCUGGCCGUUCUGACACUGGGUGUUGAGGUCAUGUGGCAGUCUUCGUGGUGGAAAUUAUGGCCCUUUGAAUUUCCUAAAAUAUUGUUUACCAAAAAGAUUCUGUGUUUACAUGUUCUUUUCUUCUGGUGAUUGCUAGGAAAUUACUCAAUCCAGUUUCCUAGGGAUUAGCUACUACCUUCUUUAUCAACAGCUAACCGAUUUGAGAUUCAUGAGAAAAGAUACACACACAAAAAUGUUUUCCUUGCAGAAAAUAGUUUUCCAGACACUCAGCCUUCCAAAGUGCUCAUCUCUUGCUUAAUUGGUAGUGUAUUUAGUAGUUUAAAAUAAAAAUGAUUACUCCUUAUGAUCUAUUUAAUGUAAUUAUCCAGUCACUGUAACCUCUCGAAGGGACUUUGGUGAUAAAGAGCCAAGUUCAGAAGCAUAGCGUGUACCUAAAAUGAAGACUCUCCUAUCUACUGCUACAGAUCCUGUUGAAGAAAGAGCUUACCCCUUUCCCCCAGAAACCUUACAAUCCUUUACUUCCUACUUCCUGUAUGUGUGGUGUGGCAUGUAUAAGUUACGAAAUUAUUAUAACUCGGUCUUCAAACUACUACUGAUCGACUAAAGGAAAGCUAAUAAGGUAAUCCUUUUAAACAAGUAUUCUGGAAAAGUCAUAACUAUGGCACAAAUGUUCAGGAGUGUGAAUAAAAAUGUGUGGGCUCUCAGUUAAUUUGUUUGAGCAAACAUUGCAAUGAGCGUGUUCAUUUUACUUCUAAGUAAGCUUUAACUAGAUCACUUUCUUCUUAUGUCUAAUUGUGCUGGUUGUAGCUCAUAAUGAAAAAAAUUUAUAGAAUAUUUUCUAUGAAUUGCUCCUAACAAACCUUGAUCUGUAUAUAGUGUGGGGGGUUUUUUUGUUGGCUAAUUGUUGAUUUGGUGGUUAGCUGGGCAAAAUCGUUUGUUAUGCAAAAAUACAAAAUUAUUUGUUAAAUUGAGAGAAAAUACGUGAAGUUUACAAAGGAACCAAAAUGAUAAUAGGAGGAUUCAGUCUUAAAAGUUUAGGUUGUCAGAGUUUAUCUAAUAUACAAAAAAGGAGGAUGAAGGUCUAGGAACAAACAUUGGUUAUUUCACCAAAACAGAUUUUUAAAGAACAAAUUAAGAAAUUAAGACCACUAGAACAUCUCCUUCAUAUUGAUAUGAUGUUAUUUCCAUUGAUGGCAAAUCUAUACUCUUCCUUGGUUUUAGAGUUGAGUGUUCUUUCAAACGUGAGUUUAUGCACAUGCAUGUACAUUGUAUUUAUAAAGAUUAUAUAUCUAGUUUCCAAGGGAGAAACAAAGACCUGUACAGCGUAGACUUUGGUGAACGUGCUGUCGUGUCCGGUACAGAUAGAGAAAUGUAAGAGGCUCUCUCUGUCUUCCAGGGGGCCCAGAGUCUUCUCUAGACCCAACAUAUGUUUACUUUAUGAACUUAAAUGAAAAUUAAUUUAUCGUAGACUACAUCUCUAUUUGGAAUGAUGAGGUAAAUGUAUACCCUAGCGUUGUGUUUGUUUGACAAAAUAUUCUAUGCAUCAGUAAAGAGGUGUGGGAGCGGUAGGCAGCACGCCGCAACACACAGAUGGCUCCCACAGCCACGAAGGUUGAAGACAAAGUCAGGAGCCCCAGAGGGACAACAGCCGUGGGCCAGGGGUUGGGCCAGCCUCUCACGUAUUGUGUCUGCUCGGACAGCCAAGGCCAGUGGAAAGCUAUGGCUGCAAAACCCUGGGGUGGAUGCUGUUUGAUGAUUAGGUCAUCUCUAACUGCUAAACUAAUACCCGCAUUCUUGUAAUAUAAAUCUCUUCUUGGCUAUUUUAAUAGCCACAGUCCCAAACUUCAUCCCAGCUUAGAUUUCUCAGCACUGAGGUAAACUCUGCAUUGUCAUCCCAGCAUACACCUUUAAUGUUUUAUUGAUUUCAUUGGCACUGUAUUUGGACCUGUCCUUGUAUAUGUAGAGACAUAUGUGGUUUCAUUGGUAAUUUACAAGCAAAAGAUGACAUGACGUGACACCUGUAUGAAAAUGUAAUGAUUGAACUCCCUGUGUACAGCGAGUGAAUUAAAAUAUCUGCCUCAGUAGACAUUUCUUAAUGAUUCCACUUAAUAGAUGAUAUGUGCGCUGAAUGUUCCUGUGUACAUAUGUGUGUUAAAUAAAACAAUUGUAUUGAAAA